Messenger RNA from Saccostrea echinata, 809 nucleotides. Its product is annotated as 60S ribosome subunit biogenesis protein NIP7 homolog. Gene Ontology annotation, biological process: ribosome assembly; ribosomal large subunit biogenesis. Lineage: Eukaryota; Metazoa; Mollusca; Bivalvia; Ostreida; Ostreidae. The transcript is spliced from 5 exons. Gene Ontology annotation, molecular function: RNA binding. Gene Ontology annotation, cellular component: nucleus; preribosome, large subunit precursor; nucleolus. The record is from RefSeq and is a predicted model, not a curated record. Bases 53 to 595 code for a protein of 180 amino acids.
ACUUGGUGUUUCAAAACAUAUUUUUUAAGAAAAAUGAGAUAAAUCAACAAUUAUGAGACCUCUUACAGAAGAAGAAACGAAAACUUUCUUUGAUAAACUUUCCAAAUACAUUGGUGAAAAUAUAAAACUACUUAUAGACAGACCAGAUGGAUCUUACUGCUUUAGACUUCACAGAGAUAGAAUAUUUUAUGUCAGGGAGGAUCUGAUGAAGAAAGCUGGCAAUGUCUCCAGGAAAAACCUCCUCAGUAUGGGGACAUGCUUUGGAAAAAUGACAAAAUCUGGAAAAUUUCGUCUGCAAAUAACAGCGUUGGAUUUUAUGGCUCCUUAUGCAAAGCAUAAGAUCUGGCUGAAGCCUAAUGCUGAACAGCAGUUUGUAUAUGGCCAUCAUGUAAUGAAGUCUGGCUUAGGUCGAAUCACAGCGAAUACCUCCCAGUAUGAAGGAGUGGUAGUUUAUAGCAUGAAUGACCUCCCUUUGGGUUUUGGGGUGGCUGCCAAAUCCACUCAAGACUGCCGCCAUGCUGACCCCAUGACCUUGGUGGCAUUUCAUCAGGCUGAUAUAGGAGAGUACAUCCGAAAUGAGGAGGCUUUAUUAUAGACAACAGAAUUGUCAGUCACUUACAGUCAGGACUGGUGUUCAUCACUAUUUGGACUAUUCCUCUAUUAUGCAAUAUCAUAAACUUGUACUGAUUGAAGAAUAAUGGACAAAUCAUUAUGUGAAUCAUCAUUUAUUUCAUGUCAUUUGUAAUACUGCCUUUAAGGCUUGUAUGUUCCUCACAUAACCUUGUUGAAAAUAAAAGCUAGAAUAACAA